This is a messenger RNA of Schistosoma intercalatum, 3952 nucleotides long. Lineage: Eukaryota; Metazoa; Platyhelminthes; Trematoda; Strigeidida; Schistosomatidae. The record is from the annotation of a GenBank genome assembly.
CACUAAUUGAUAUUGCGAAUUUUUUUGUAUAGAAGAUUACUCUAUUCUAUUCCAUUUUAGUUUAAGAUCCUGAAACAAAAUCAAACCAAAGAAUGUUCCAUGGAUUAGAUCUAAACUAAGAAAUUAAUAAUGAAAAAGAAGUGCUUCAAUAAAUUUCUCAAAGUAUUUCAUUUAAUCCAUAGAAAGAAGUAUCAUCUAAAUGAAAAUGAAUUCGUUUCAGAACAUUCUUAUGGAAUAUCUUCUAUUAGUCCAUUACGAAAGGGUAUAUUCAAUAAAGAAGGAUCUAUGGAUGGGGAUGAUGGUGAUGAUGAAGAUGAAGAUGAUGAUAACAAUGAAAUCUCAUCGAUAUUUUCUAUUCCAACACAAAGAAUGCAACAUAAUUCAUUGAAUUCACAUCAGAAUAAACAUGAUGUCAUUCAAUAUGUUUUAGGUGAUCCUCAGACUAUGUUGAAUCAUUUAACAAAGAAGAUUAAACAAAAAAUACCACAAUUAUCUAAUAAAAAUAUAAUGGGUAAUACUAAAACAAAUAAAGUAUCUAUAGAGAAGUUGAAUAACUUGACGACGCCCCAACAACAACAUACUACUACUACUACUACUACUACUACUACUACUACUACUACUACUACUACUACUACUACUGGUAGUAGUACUUUUAUGAAUGGGAAAUCAAUAAAAGAACAAUCCAAGAAGGAAUUAAAACCUAAACAUAUGGAUAAUGUUAAAACAAAUGAGGUCCCUUUAGAGAACUUAUAUAACUUGACUCCUCCUCCUCGUCCUCAACAACAACAUACUACUACUAGUAGUACUAGUACUAGUACUUCUUUGAAUGAGAAAUCAAUAAAAGGAUUAUCCGAGAAGGAAUUAGAACCAAAAAUUAUGAAUAAUGUUAAAACAAAUGAAGUUUCUAUGAAGAAGUUAAAUAGCGUUACGACGCCCCAACAACAACAACAUACUACUACUAGUAGUACUUUUUUGAAUGAGAAAUCAAUAAAAGGACUAUCCAAGAAGGAUUUAAAACCAAAGUAUAUGGAUAAUGUUAAAACAAAUGAAGUCUCUAUGGAGAACUUGACGACACCCCAACAACAACAUACUACUACUGCUACUAGUAGUAGUAGUACUUGUACUAGUACUUCUUUGAAUGAGAAAUCAAUAACGAAACUAUCCAAAAAGGAAUUAAAACCAAAACACAAUGAUAAACAACAAAAAGAUAAAAUCUCAACGAAAACAAUCUCUUCAAUACACAAAUCCAAUAAAUCUCAUAAAGAGAUUGAUGAAGACAAAUUGAAACGAAAAAAGACGAAACAAUCGAAUAUACAUAAACAAAUAAUAAACAACGAAUUGAUUGAUAAAGCAAUGAUUAAAUCAAAUAAGAAUGAUCCAACUAUUCAAAGAGAACAUAAUACCAUUGAACUAUUAGAUCUAAUCCAUGAUCAAGACAAUACAAUGAAACAAACUGAUGAUCUAAUCAAUGAAGACUUAUCUAUUGAGACAAUUAAUAAAUCAAUAAAGAAUGAUCUAAAUAUUCAUGAAGAACAAAAUACAAUUGAAAUAUUAGAUCCAAUCAAAUCGAUUGAAUCAAUUGACUAUCCGAUUAAUAUUACCAUGGCAACAAUCGAUCAUAUAAAUAUUCCGUUAGAAACAAAAAAUCAAUAUAUUGAAAAUGAUUUCAAAGGUUUAAAACUAUUAAAUAAUAAUAUUCUUCAUUAUAUUGAUUUAAUAGAUAAUAAUCAUAAACAAAUAGAUUAUAUCAUAGAGAAAGAAAACAAAGAUAAGCAACUAGAAGGUAACCAUGACAACAAUCUAGAUCAUAAUGUCUAUCCAAUCACAAAAAAAGAGAAUGGAAUUCAAACAGAUCAAGAACCUAACGUUAUAUCAAUCUCUAAUGUAGAUUAUCCAAAAGAGAUCUCAUCUAAACAAAUUCAUCAUAUAGAAAAGAUAACAAGAGAUUAUCUUGAUAAUAAUUAUAAGAAUAAAUUAAGAACUAUUCAUAAUGAUCAGAAUAGAUCUAUUCAAGAGAAAGACUGUACGCAUUGUGAACCAUCAAAACACGAAUCAUCUAGUGAAACCUUCUCAUCAAAUCCAACUUAUUCAUCAAUAUAUCAUAAUGAUGGUAAAUGUGAAUCUAUACAAUGGUAUAAUAAUCAACCAUAUCAUGAUCAUCAUCAUCAUCAUCAUCAUGAUCAUCAUUCAAUUCAUCAUAACUGUAUGCUUAGGGAUUCGACGAAAUCUCCACGAUUAUAUUCAUGUUAUUGUAAACAUAAUGAAUGGAAUAAUCCAUCAAAAAGAUUGAAUACAAAUCAAUUGAAACAUCAAUAUGGAUGUUACUAUGGCAACUCUUGUAAACAGGAUCAUUUCAAUAAUUAUCGAUAUUCAUAUCUUAAACGAUAUUUAUCUCCUCAAACGAUAAGAUUAUUAAAGAAAGAAUUAAAGUAUAGAUUACCAUUUCGAGAUCGACAUUAUUUAAAUCGAAAUGAUCAAAAUGAAUAUUGUCAAUGUAGUACAUCAUGUUUACCAUCUAAAGAAUAUGAUACUUCUUUGAUGAAUCUGAAUCAAUUGACUCAUUCUAAUAUACCAUCCAAUUCAUUUAAUCCAAUACAACAAUCAUCAUUCAUGAAUAACAUUAUAAAUCCUAUGAAUAUACCAUCAUUGUAUGGGUUAAAUGUACCAAUGAUAAUAACACAACCACGAUUUAUCAUAAGACAUAUUCCAGUACCAAUGAUUAUUCCACAAUGUUCUACUAGAACAAUUCAAUCAAUGAAUUCAUAUCCAUUAUCUACAAUCAAUCCAUAUGUUUAUCCGAAUGAUAUAACUUCUAAUAUAUCACAACCAAUACAUUAUGGUCUACCAUAUUAUUAAUAGACAUGAUAUGUAAAGUGAUCAUUAGUGAAAUAUACAUUCAACAGUUAUAUAGUUUAUACCUUUAUUAAAAGUGUUUUAUGGGAUAUAUUGAUGGUGACUGGAGGUAGUUAAUAGGAAUAUCUGGAUUUUUGGUAUUCAUUCACAAGAUGUACUUGUUAUUUUAAGGGUAUUGAUGCUGCUUGACAAAUUCGAUCAUGUGUCAACUAGCUUUAUAGUCAAAGAUGUUACUGUUGUGACGACUUUUACCGGGCUGUAUGUUACAUGUGGUGUUGAGUGUCAUGUAUUGUGUAUGCGUGAACACCGAUUACCACGACGUGCAAUGUUGACUAGUGUUGAGGAUGGUUGGAAGAAAGUUAGGGGCCAUUAACUUCUAGUCUGAGCCAUGUUGAUGGUAGAUGCAGACUACUUGGUUGGAGUCCGCGCGAAUAUCAGAACCAAUGGUGGAGACUCUUGAUGAUAUGGCUCACAAUCGAUCACAACGGCGUAGGUGUAUACACCCUCUGUCUUCUUGUAAACUAUGAGAUUAAAAUUGCUUUAUAUCUUUCUUUCUAUGAACUAAUCCUUUCUUCCUGUACUAUAUCCUUAUAUACAAUCUUUCUGUUAUACAUUACCAUCAUUGAAUUAACUACUUCUAUGAAUUUGGUGUUCAUCUUGUUGUGCUAAUGACGUGUGGCAACUUGGAUCGAUGCAUAUAUGUGCCUGGUCGUACAUUGUAGCUGACUAACUGACUGACUGCUAGUUACAUGUGAUUUAUUCACCAAUCGAAAUACGACUUAUACAAUCUUAGUACUAUGCCAAACCAGUGAUGUUCGACCGGUAUGAGCAGCCUACCGUCAUUAUCGGUCCUUUGUUCGCCUAGUCCAUCCGGUUGAGUCCAGAACUCCUAUAACAGCUCUCACUAUGCGAAUCAUUUAUUUCAAACAUAAUUGAUUUAUAAACCAGCCAAACAGAUCGCAUCACACCAUAAAAUAGGGAAUAACAUUCAUACAAAAUCAAGCCAAAAGUAGCUGUGAACAAGGGACACUGUAAUCCAUGAACUGAACAUAAUUUAUGAACAGUAAAUCGUAUUAUAGUAAUAAUCUAUAGAUCAAAA